UUUACAGGUCACAGAUGGGAAGAUGUUCGUGGUAUCAGAAGACAUAAAAUAGCAAGAAGAAACAAAAGUCAAUUACAUUCAAUUGUCCAUAUUGGAAAAGCUCACAAAGAAAAGAAGAAGCCAAAGCAAAAAUUUGACCAUAGCCCUCAUGAUGUAUUUGUUGAGUUAGAUGAGUUGUUUGUUAAAGAUGAACAUGAGUGGGAAUGGAGAGAGAAGGCUCGUUGGAUUAAGUUUGAAGAAGAUGUUGAAGAGGGUGCUGAUCGUUGGGGCAAACCUCACGUAGCAUCUCUUUCAUUUCAUAGCUUAAUAGAAUUAAGAAAAGGAUUGGAAACAGGCACUGUAUUAUUGGAUUUAGAGUCUGAAGACUUUCCCAAUAUUGUUCACAAUGUAGUUGAAAAUUUGCUUAUUCGUGAUCUCAUAGAUGAAGAUGUGAAAGGGAAAAUCUUGCGGACUUUACUUCUUAAACAUAAACAUCAGAAUGAGAAACUUGGAUUGCUUCGUUCAAUUUCAACUAGUAGCUUUAAUGGUGGUCUAGGUUCAUCAUCAGGGGGUCUACACAGAUCCAAAGAAGAUGAGAAAAAAUUCUUCAAAAAUGAAAAGGUUAACUUGGAAAUGGUGAAAGUUGAUAUGGAUAAUAAUACGACGGAUUCAUCAAACAUCCAUAUUGGAUUAACACCACAAGAUCCAAAGAAGAAUGUUCAGGAGAUCAUGAAAAGGAUUCCAGUAGGUUCAGAAGCUAGUACUGUCUUAGUUGGUACUGUAGAUUUCCUCAGUAAACCUGUGAUGGCAUUUGUACGUCUUUCAGAAGGAAGACAGUUAGAAAAUGUCACUGAAGUACCUCUUCCUGUUCGUUUUGUAUUUAUUUUACUAGGACCUGAAAAAGGUGGUAUGGAUUAUCACGAAGUGGGUCGUUCUUUAUCCACCUUGAUGACAAAUCAGUUUUUUCAUGACGUAGCAUAUCGUGCAGAAUCUCGUGAAGCUUUAUUACAAGCAAUAAAUGGUUUCCUUGACGAUACCAUAGUGCUGCCCCCUGGUGAUUGGGAUCAGAAAACUUUACUGCCAAUUAUGGAUAUGGCAAGGAAACGUGCAAAUUUACGACGACGGAAAAAGCAAAAGCAAGAAGAACAUCAAGAAUUAUUAGAAAAAGAAAAGAAGGACAAGGUUCCAUUGGACCCUCUACAGAGAACAGGGUGUUUAUUUGGUGGUUUAAUUAACGAUAUUAAAAGACGUUAUCCACAUUAUAUCAGUGAUUUUAAAGAUGCCCUCAAUGGAACCUGUCUUGCUUCAUUUAUUUUUAUUUUCUUUGCCUGUUUGUCACCAUGUAUAGCUUUUGGUGGUUUGUUAAGUGAGAAGACCAAAGGGUUAAUGGGUGUAAGUGAAACUGUAUUGAGUACUAGUUUAUGUGGUAUAGUGAUGGGUCUAUUCUCUGGACAACCAUUGUUAAUAGUUGGUGCUACUGGUCCUGUUUUAGUAUUUGAACAGUCUCUAUAUAAGUUCUGUGAGUCUAAUGGGAUAGAGUUUCUGUCAUUUCGAUUGUGGAUAGGAUUCUGGGUAUUUGUUAUUUCUGUCUUAACAGUUGCAGCAGAAGGCAGUUUUCUCAUUCGAUAUGUAACCAGGUUUACAGAAGAGAUUUUUGCUAUUCUGAUCUCUUUAAUUUUCAUAUAUGAAGUUCUUAAAAAAUUAAAUAAGGUUAGUCAAUUAUACCUCUCAGGGUAUCUAGGGUUCUCAGGGUUGCUAGGCAGUCUGGUGAUUACAGGCUAUAAUAUAUCAGACCCUUUUGACAUGUAUUAUAAUGUGAAUGGUAGUGAUGCUAUACAUGGUGAUACAGAGAAAGUAAAAAAUAAACCCAAUACAGCCCUUAUGUCUACUAUUUUGUGUAUUGGUACCUUUCUGGUUGCCUGGUUUCUCAAGAUUUGUAGAAACAGCAAAUUUUUGGGACGAAGUGUUCGAAGAGCUUUAGGUGAUUUUGGUAUAUUAUUAGCUAUUUUAUCUAUGGCUGUAUUGGAUUAUCUGGUUAGAGAUGAUGUUUAUACUCAGAAAUUAAAAAUAGGUAGUCCAUUUGUACCUACUCUUCCACAUAAAAGAGGCUGGUUAAUCAAUCCAAUGAGUCCAAAGGUGAUGCAAAAAGUCUGGAUAAUUCCUGCUGCUAUAAUUCCUGCAUUCCUUAUAUUUAUUUUGUUAUUUAUGGAAAUUCAACUGACAGAAGUUAUUUUAAAUAAAAAAGAUCGAAAACUGAAGAAGGGAUCAGGAUUUCAUUUGGAUCAGUUUUUAAUGGGAUUUUUAACAUUUGUGUGUGGUUGUUUGGGAUUACCAUGGAUGUGUGCAGCAACAGUACGAACUAUAGCCCAUGUGUCAUCAUUAAGUGUCAUGAGUCGUACCCACGCUCCUGGUGAAAAACCUAAAUUAGUUGAAGUUAAAGAACAACGAUUAACUAAUGUCAUGGUGAGCCUAAUGAUAGGUGUAUCACUGACACUUGGUGUGGUAUUAAAGAAUAUACCUACAAUGGUAUUAUUUGGUGUAUUUUUAUAUCUGGGUAUUGUAUCACUAGGAAGUGUACAAAUGUUUAAACGUAUUAAAUUAUUAUUAAUGCCAGUAAAAUAUCAUCCCUCUGUUGGUUAUGUCAGACGGGUACAAACAUUUAAGAUGAAUUUAUUUACUAUCAUCCAGAUAUUUAGUUUAGUGAUAUUAUGGAUAGUGAAGUCUACAGCAGCAGCUAUUGCCUUUCCAUUCUUUCUCAUCUUACUUAUACCUGUCAGAAAUAAAAUUAUGCCAAAACUUUUUACCCAUAAAGAAUUUGAAGAGGUAAGACAUAUGAUCUCUCCAUUUGAUAUGUUGGCAGCAUUUGAUUGCUGA
Messenger RNA from Lottia gigantea (owl limpet), 2853 nucleotides. RefSeq lists its product as hypothetical. Gene Ontology annotation, cellular component: plasma membrane. Lineage: Eukaryota; Metazoa; Mollusca; Gastropoda; Lottiidae. The record is from RefSeq and is a predicted model, not a curated record. Gene Ontology annotation, molecular function: monoatomic anion transmembrane transporter activity; solute:inorganic anion antiporter activity. The transcript has 15 exons. The annotation marks the transcript as partial. Gene Ontology annotation, biological process: bicarbonate transport; monoatomic anion transport; regulation of intracellular pH.